Molecule: messenger RNA, 951 nt
Organism: Durotheca rogersii
Lineage: Eukaryota; Fungi; Ascomycota; Sordariomycetes; Xylariales; Xylariaceae
Product: ribosomal protein L1p/L10e family protein
Exons: 4
Coding region: 191-844 (217 amino acids)
Biological process (GO): translation
Cellular component (GO): large ribosomal subunit
Molecular function (GO): RNA binding; structural constituent of ribosome
Source: RefSeq, a predicted model, not a curated record
UGGUGAAAAAUAGGGCCUGGAAUACAAAAACCCCCCCACCCUUUUAUUUCGGUUCUCUCCCUCCAUCUGAUAAAUCAUCAAAUUGCGACGCAACUCGGCGACUUCGUUCCCCCGUACCUCACCGUCCUCACGAACGCGAAAAUCCUCACCAUUAGAGUGUCUAGCAUAUCUCUAUUGGAAGACUGUCACCAUGUCCAAGAUCACAGUCGCCGGAGUGCGUUCCAACGUCAGCGAACUGCUUGACUACUCCCUCAACACCAAGAAGCGCAACUUCCUCGAGACCGUCGAGCUCCAGAUCGGCCUCAAGAACUAUGACCCUCAGCGUGACAAGCGUUUCUCUGGCACCAUCAAGCUGCCCUCGGUUCCGCGCCCGAACAUGACCAUCUGCAUUCUGGGCGACCAGCACGACCUUGACAGAGCUAAACACGGCGGUGUCGACGCCAUGUCCGCCGACGACCUCAAGAAGUUGAAUAAGAACAAGAAGUUGAUCAAGAAGCUCGCUCGAAAGUACGAUGCCUUCGUCGCCUCGGAGGCGCUGAUCAGGCAGAUUCCGCGUCUCCUCGGUCCUGGUCUCUCUAAGGCUGGGAAAUUCCCCACGCCCGUCUCGCACGCCGACGAUCUUACCGGCAAGAUCAACGAGGUCAAGUCGACGAUCAAGUUCCAGCUCAAGAAGGUUCUCUGCAUGGGUGUCGCCGUCGGAAACGUCGGCAUGACACAGGACGAGCUAGUCGGAAACAUCAUGUUGGCCAUCAACUAUCUCGUUUCGCUGCUGAAGAAGGGCUGGCAGAAUGUCGGUGGCCUGACUAUCAAGGCCAGCAUGUCUCCCCCCAAACGGCUCUACUAGGUGGAAUAUCUACUAGAGGUUCUAGCGGUGCUGGUACUGGGAAUUCCGUUACGGCCUUUAGGCAGUGAAUAAUACAGAGUCGUCCACAAUGCUAUAAGACGUCGAAG